UCCUCUCAGUCCAGUCCUCACAAAGGCGCAAAGCCAGCGGCCAUUUAGGCCAACCAGCCACAGCCAUCAUCAUACAACAUUAAAUCUUCGCCCCUUCCGGCCGCCUUCCGUGCCUUGACAUGCAUGAUUGAUGGUGGCAGAUGAACGGGGCAAUGUCUCCUCCCCCACUACUCCCUUCCUCUAUAUAUUCUUUCCAAUUCCUCAUCCCAUACAAUUCAUCACUCACAACUCUUCCUUUCUCUUUCCUUCUCUUUUUCUACUAAUUCUACUACACACAGCAUUCCACGAUCAAGGUCUCAUCUUCUAAGUUCUAACCAUCCCAAAAAGACACUUUGCAUAGUCAUGGAAAGGAUCAACUCAAGGCUAUACCUGCAGAACUGCUACAUAAUCCAAGAGAAUGAGAGGCUAAGAAGGAAAGCUCAGCUUCUCAACCAGGAGAAUCAGGCUCUGUUAUCUGAGCUGAAGAAGCAGAAGCUGGCCAAUGCAAACGCCAAACCCAGCCCAAGCCUUAUCCCAGACCUCAACCUCAGUUCCACCUCCAGUCUGAAUACAACUAAUCCCAGCAAACCCUGAUAGUCUCUGGUGGAUGCUGUCAUUCUGACCCCUUUUUUGUGUUGCGACAUAGGAGUCAAAAAGGAAUAGUAGAUCCAGUUUCUAGUAUCUUUUGCUCCACCAGAGUACUACUUAUUACCUACCCGUCUCCUUCUAAUUAUGUCUUCUUUCUGAAUUCUGGUGUUGAGCUGAUGAAAUGCAGACAUAUAAAGCUGUACCAGAGAGGCAAAAGGAAUAUAAUA
This is a messenger RNA of Nelumbo nucifera (sacred lotus), 794 nucleotides long. Its product is annotated as protein LITTLE ZIPPER 4. The record is from RefSeq and is a predicted model, not a curated record. NCBI's taxonomy places the organism in Eukaryota, Viridiplantae, Streptophyta, Magnoliopsida, Proteales, Nelumbonaceae.